CACCCUGGAAACACCGUGGCCACACAGGCCAUUGGUGGAUCCCAUCCCAGACAUACCCUGUCCCAGGAGGUCACACCUGUUCACCCUCUGGGUGGCUCUGGGACUGCUGGUGGUGGGAUGCCUCCAUCUCAUCCCUUCUGGCUUCCAGCAGGCUGCGUCCCCUGAGGUGUCCGUCUCUGUAAGUCCUGGCUGGGUAAAUUUUGCUUUGCUGAGCUUGAAUGAAGUCAGUCAUACUCUUGCCAGUUUGAGGUGCACAGGGGUCUUACGGCCCCAGCUGAACCCCCUUCCUCCUGCUGGUAGCCGGCUUCAGACCUGCAGGUUCCUGGUUCACCAUGGACCUAACGAAGAAUGCAAGGCGAUGGAAGCUGCCUGCAGCACUGGACAGGUACAAGAGUAUGUACCAGAAAGACUAUUGCUGGCACAACACCUACGAGCCACCCAACCAGGAGGACGUACAGAUAACUUCAUACCAUCCUAGUUCAGACGGCUACGUACCAAGGUGCUACCUACCCAAGUCCCAGCCUCCCAUCCAGCCGACACCGGGCCGGUCAGGGAAACUGGAGAUCCUCGCUGAGCCGCAGGAAGGGCUGCUUUGUUGCCAGGACCUCCCACCUCCUGCUCAGACAGCCGAAACAGAAGGGACGAUGCUGCACAGGGAGAAAGUGUCCCCAGGCUUGGUCAGCUACGUGCAAUUCACCCAGGGUUUGUACCGGGAAAGGCUGGACAACGCUGAGCAAUACAAAAACAAGAUCCUGGGCUCAUCUGUUUUGAUGGAAGACUGCUCUAUACCUGACUGGAGAAGUACCUACCAGCUGGAUUUCCCACGCCGGACAGGAGUCCAUGGUGGAUUGUACACAGAGCAGACGAGGCCUUCUCCCAUUUUCCCUGCAGAUGGACGCUUCAACCAAGGCCGCUGGGUGUCUGAGUACGCGGACAGCUACAGUGUUUUCUUGAAGAAGCUGGACUGGUCCACUCCAAUCCCUUGUCCGUGGAUGCUGUCUGGGAAGGAUAUGCGCUGGAGACCGCGAUGCUGUGAGUGGUGCUAAGGUGGCCAUGCUCUUCUGUGAUUACAGGCCCUCUAAGCUGCCUGUAAUAUUGCUCAUCCAAGACCCUGCAAGCCUGGAAACCUCCUCUCUUCCAAACCAUGUCUGUCAGAUGUGAAACGUAUGGCAAAGACCUCUUUAAGUGCAAAUUAUCAUUAAAAUCUCCCAAGAACCUCAGCUUU
Molecule: messenger RNA, 1225 nt
Organism: Empidonax traillii (willow flycatcher)
Lineage: Eukaryota; Metazoa; Chordata; Aves; Passeriformes; Tyrannidae
Exons: 8
Coding region: 333-1046 (237 amino acids)
Source: RefSeq, a predicted model, not a curated record